This is a messenger RNA of Penicillium nucicola, 1083 nucleotides long. Its product is annotated as Glycoside hydrolase superfamily. Bases 1 to 1083 code for a protein of 360 amino acids. The record is from RefSeq and is a predicted model, not a curated record. NCBI's taxonomy places the organism in Eukaryota, Fungi, Ascomycota, Eurotiomycetes, Eurotiales, Aspergillaceae. Gene Ontology annotation, molecular function: hydrolase activity, hydrolyzing O-glycosyl compounds. Gene Ontology annotation, biological process: carbohydrate metabolic process. The transcript is spliced from 2 exons.
AUGAUUUCCUUCAUCGCCCUUGCGGCUCUAUUUGCCAAUUUUGUCAAUGCCGCACCUCACGCCCAGGAUCACACCGGCGCUGGGCUAAAUGCUCUUGCGCAGAGUCAGGGCAAGCAAUGGUUCGGAAGUGCCGCUGAUAUCCCUGGAACGGCGGAAACAACCGAUGCCGCAUAUUUGAAAAUUCUUCGACACGAGUUUGGCGAGCUCACCCCGGCUAAUGCUUUGAAGUUCAUGUACACAGAACCCGAGCAAAACGUGUUCAACUUCACCGAGGGAGACUACUUCAUGCGCCUCGCCGAGGAGUCCCAGUCUGCAGUACGCUGCCACAACCUCGUAUGGGCAAGCCAACUGUCCGAUUUCAUAACGUCCAAGACCUGGACUGCGAAGGAGCUCACGGCGAUUAUGAAAAACCACAUUUUCAAGACAGUACAGCAUUUCGGAAAGCGCUGCUAUUCAUGGGAUGUCGUCAACGAAGCUCUCAACAGUGACGGAACUUUCUCUUCUAGCGUUUGGUAUGACACCAUCGGUGAAGAAUAUUUCUAUCUCGCAUUCCAAUAUGCGCAGCAAGCUCUUGCUCAGAUUGGCGCUCAGCAUGUGAAGCUGUAUUACAAUGACUACGGCAUUGAGAACCCCGGUACGAAGGCAGACGCCGUUAUAGGGCUUGUUCAGAAAUUACGCAAGCGGGGAAUCAGAAUAGACGGCGUUGGGCUCGAGUCUCACUUUAUUGUUGGCGAGACGCCCUCUCUGGCUGAUCAGCUCACUACGAAAAAGGCGUACAUCAAGGCGGAUCUGGAUGUGGUUGUGACGGAACUCGAUAUUCGAUUCGCUGAAGAGCCAUAUUAUACUCUUAAUGCUCAGAAGCAACAGGCUGCGGACUAUUACACCAGUGUGCAAAGUUGUCUUCAGGCUGGUCGUCGUUGUCUCGGUGUUGUUGUUUGGGACUUUGAUGAUGCGUACUCGUGGGUGCCUGGCGCUUUUGCCGGUCAGGGCGGCGCCACUCUGUUCAAUGAUACCCUCCAGGCUAAGCCGGCGUACUAUGCUGUUGCUGAGGCACUGCAAGGUAAGAAGUGCACUGUCUGCUAA